GACGGCCUCGUGAGGCAGCCCUGAGACACUACGAGGCGGCGCUGGGACUGGACCCUGAACACACGGUCGCCCUCGUCAACACGGCCCGUCUUAUGAGGACACUGGAUCACAACAAGGCAAGCGGAGAUCCUGUAUAAAGCGAGCUCUGGCCGUGGCGUGGAACCCGAGAUCGGAGAGAGCCUCGGGAAGCUGUAUCUCAACACAGGGCGCCUGGAGGAUGCUGAGGCCACUUUUAACACCGUGCUCAGACUUCAUCCUGAGAUGCUGUCGUCCAGGGUCUACUUGGCGCGCGUGAAGCUGCAGCAGAGGAGCUACGUGGAGAGCGAGGGACUCCUGCGCCUCGUCCUGUCCCAGAACCCGCACCAUCAGGAGGCUCUCUUCCAACUCUCCCUCCUCUACACCCACACCAACCGCACGCAAGACGCCCUCUCCCUGGCUCGCCUGGCCGCCCACAACUGCUCCAGGCCGCCCACGCUCUGCGCCCACCUCCACGCCCACUACGGCGACCUGCUUAACGACAGGAAUAACGUGGACCAGGCAGCACAGAGUUACCAGCUGGCGGUGGAGCUGGAACCGACACUCACUCACGCACACGUCAACCUUGGGGCUCUCUAUCACACUAAGGGCGACUACGCGCGUGCCUGGAGACACUACCUGACGGCGCACGGCCAGGAGCCAUCCAACAGCCUCCUUCUGGAGAACAUGGAGAAGCUCCGGAGGGCACAGAACCUCCAGCAGGCAACCACCAGCAUGGCUCACUGCUUGAAUAAGUCCUGAUGCUAGAUCUCCUUCUCCUGCUGCUGCUGCUCCUUCUGCUGCUGCGAUCGAUUCCCGUGGACCAGGACUUUCCUAUAGCCCCCCCUCCCUCUGCUCCUCGUCCUUUCUCUUUCUUUUUCUCUCUCUCCAUCCUCUUCCCUUCCUCCUGUCUUCAUCGUGUUUCUCUCCCUCUGUCCCUCUCUCCCUCCCUACCAGGACUUUUCUUAUACCCUCUCCGUCUGCUCCUGUC
Penaeus vannamei (Pacific white shrimp) is the source of this 1006-nucleotide messenger RNA. Lineage: Eukaryota; Metazoa; Arthropoda; Malacostraca; Decapoda; Penaeidae. The record is from RefSeq and is a predicted model, not a curated record.